UUAGGGUCGACAACUCAAUAAUACUCUUCAAAGGAAGGCGGUGUUUGCAUUAUAAACAAAACAAAAACAUUGCUUAUAAACAGUUAUCGAAUUAGGGGACAAUUGAAUGUGACUUAUUGUGUAUAAGCCGAAUAAAAUCAAUAUAUUUGAAUAACUGAACUAUCAUUCUACAAUGCCACGAGGCAAAGGAGCAAGAAAUAUAAAGCGUAAAAGUGACACGGAUGUUGUAGCUUCAUCCAGCAAAAUCAAGAAGACAUUGUCUGAAGAUGAUUCAAUUAGUCCUGACAUUAGAAAAUCCAUUAAGGAUGAGCAAGUAUCUUGUGAUUCUGGUUCUCAGGGUGCAGUUAUACAUGCUCCCGGGUCCAGACUUGAUUCCAUGUUUUUCAACAGAUCUUGCAAAGAAUUAGCGAAAGCUCUGCUAGGACAGACUUUAAUCAGUAUUGUUGACAAGACUCGUGUAGCGGGAAAAAUAGUUGAAACAGAAGCGUAUCUUGGCCCAGAGGACAAAGCAGCCCAUUCAUACAAUGGGAAGCGAACAGCCCGGAACGAGGCCAUGUUUUUGUGCCCAGGUACUGCCUAUGUGUACAAUAUCUAUGGAAUGUACUGCUGUAUGAACAUAUCAGCGGAAGAGAAUGGAGCAGCAGUUCUGAUCAGAGCAUUGCAGCCCCUUGAAAACCUGGAGAACAUGGACAAGCUGCGCACAAAGGGCAAGGAAGGAGCAUCUUUAAUGAAGAAAGGGGGCCAGGGACUAUGUAAUGGCCCUUCAAAACUAUGCCAGGCCUUGGGAAUAACAAAGGAUGCGGUGAAUAAAGUUAAAUUGCAAGAGUCUGAUUCAGUUUGGUUGGAGAAGGGCGAAGAUAUUGACGAUAAAGAUAUAGUCUGUUGUAAGCGGAUCAAUAUUGACUAUGCUGGGGACUGGGUUGAAAAGCCAUUGCGCUUUUAUGUACGGGGGAAUGGUUUUGUGAGCAUUAAGGAUAAAGAUGCAGAAAAAGACUUUGGAUAAUGUUGUUUUUUUUCAAUUAGUAUACUGUUCUAAACAUGUGGAUUGCAUUAUGUUUUUUUAGAUAUUUAUUUACUUGUUACUAAUUAUAUUAUCAGAUUUGUAUGAUGAUUUUUAUCAUGAUGUGUUGAAUUGAAAUAGUUAAUAGAUCCUCAUAAUAUAUAUUUAUACAAAGUAUUGAAUUUUAUUAAGAAGGUUUUUUCUGUAUAAAUUUUUUCAUAAAGCUAAUGUAUAAGUUAUUGUAAACCUUAUCAGGGUGCAGAAUCAACAGGGUUUUCAGGGGUUUACACACCAGCUGGACAGAAAGUAAACACACCGUUAAGAACUUUAUUUUUUUCAAAUAUCUCAAGUUAUUGAAAAACAUUUGCAAAAGUCUUUAGUGCAUAUUAAAAAGACAGUUUGUUUGCAGUGUGUGUUGACAUCUUAAGGUAUGAGAAUAAAUCCUUGAAUACGUCUAAAAUUGGUGACAAAGUGUCACGUUGCAUGAAGCAUAAGUUAACUGUGCAGUACACCAGGAGUUCUUUAAAAGGAAAACAAACAGGCAUAUUAAAUAAGCAGCUUAAAAAUCUGUCUUUUAUGCACUAAUAAAAAUUCUUAAGAAAAAUUGUUUUAAAAAGUUAUUUGGAAAAAAGCACUUUGGAAAAAAAGCACCGCUUACCAGUGUGUUUUAUUACAUCCAUUAAGGUUUAAUUGGGAACCCCAAAAAGUCGUGUGAUCCUGCACCCUGUUUUGAACAGGGCAGGGACAUUUAAGUUUGAUAUUAUUGGUUCAUUGCUUAGUUUACCACUAUCAUUUCAGAUCUUCAAGUCCAAUAUUUUUCCAUUUAUAUAACCUACUGUAAUUACUAUUCGGUAAACAGGGUUAUAAACUUACUUUUUGAUCACUUAACAAAAAAAUUGACAUUGUCCAUUUUUGCGUUUUCAUUUCUUUUUGCAUAGCGGAGUUUUCUCAAAAAUCUAAGAACCCUAGAAGCACAAUUUCAAGAGGUGCAUCUGCUUGGCUUAAUAUUAAAGUCAUUAUCUAUAAUAAACCAAUUGGAUUAACGCACUGUUCCGUUUGUAUAACUGUUUAAUAAAUAUUUAAUUUUAUUAAGCCCUUAAUGCUUUCUCAAUAUUUAUGAUAAUAGUAAUCAAUGUUUUCGAAGCAUGUAUUAAUGAUACAUUUCUAUAAUUUAGUUAUUACUGGUAAUGGUUCUUUAGUAAUCGAUUUAUAUUGGUUUAUUAUGUUCCAAAACUUUAGUAGAUUGUAUGGUGUCUGCCAAACUGCAAAUGUAUGUGUUGCUUAAAGUUUCAAUAAAUUAUUAUUAGUUUA
Molecule: messenger RNA, 2311 nt
Organism: Dreissena polymorpha
Lineage: Eukaryota; Metazoa; Mollusca; Bivalvia; Myida; Dreissenidae
Exons: 3
Coding region: 173-1003 (276 amino acids)
Biological process (GO): base-excision repair
Molecular function (GO): alkylbase DNA N-glycosylase activity; DNA binding
Source: RefSeq, a predicted model, not a curated record